GGUGACCACAGACUGUGCAGCUGGAGCCAGGCUGUCCGGAUCAAUGUGACCUCUGCGGACAAACACGCCUCCAGUUUAUAAACGUGUAUAAUCAUUAACUCAUGGUGAGUUCACGGGACGCUGAUCCUCGAGCCAGCAGCAGCAGCACCUGGCUCACCUGAUCUCACCCUCACGACAAAAGGGGGAAUUUAUCGUCACUCCUGCUUUUAGUACAUAUCCAAACCAGUUUAACCAUCAAGAAACAGGAAACAGACAACAGAGAGAAAGUGAAAGUUAAGCGCGGGGAUAUUAAAAACAGACGGAGUGGAAGAACUGAGGAGUUUACACACCUGAACAGUCGGACGUCUUUUAACGGGAUGAGAUGUCGCACAUGAUGGAUAAAAACGCUGAAAACCCCGAGGAGGACGCGGUGUCCCUCAGGAGAAACGGGAAGACGGACGGUGCCGCGAAGGAGACGCUGGGCAUGCUGAAUACGCUCAGAAAAAGCAUCCGGCGAGCGGGGUCAAAGGUCACGGCUAAAGGAGACGAGUCGGGGCUUAAACUGCCUCCGUCACCAAGCCUGAGCUCAGGUUCUCCUGCGUCGUCUCCUCUCAAGAACAUCGGAAGCAUUUUCCAGAGAAAGGAGGAAGACGAGGCCGAGGGCUCCGCGCAGAAAAGUAAAGGUCUGACACAUUCAAAGACAGAUCCCAACAUGACCAGGUUCACUGACUCGAUCUUACAGAGAGGAGAGUCGAUCCGACGGAGCCUGAAAUUGUCCAAGAAGAACAAGGAUAAAAACUGCAAUAAGGAGCUCGUCACCGUCUCUGAGGGCUCGAAGGAGGAGAAGGAGGUGGUUAAAGAAGACGAGGAGGAGGAGGUGGUGGAGGAGGUGAAGGAGGAGGUGGAGGAGGCGUACACACUGCCAGAAUUACCACACACACCGCUGUCAGUGAUGCAGAUCAAUAAGCUGAUCGAGAGGGAGGUGCUGGAGGAGGCUCACCUGAACCUGCUCGCCCUGCGGCGGGAGUUCCAGCAGGAGCAGGAGCGAUGCGGCGACGACUCGCCGAUGGAGCUCUCCAAGAAGGAGAAAGACCUCAGCCUCCUGUACGGAGAGCUGAGGAACAAGAUCAACACCAUCGUGCGCGACUCCAACUCUCUUCCCUCCAGGAACAAGGAGCUCCUGGUUCCCGUUGCCAGGAUCAUCCAAGAGGAGGAGAGGAGAGCCGAGGAACCCGGCGGGCUUCCGGGCAGCUGGAUGGAGUCGUGGAGGGAGGCGGUGGGCGAGGGGGUGCAGGUGAAGGUGGAGAGCGUCCACCUGGAGAAGAGGGAGGAGAACGCCUCCUGGCUGGCGGUUCACCUGGGUCUGCUGGGGAAGGCCAUCGUGCACGACCUGGAGCAGGUGAAGAGGGAGCUGCGGUGGUCGUACCCGCCCAGCUUCAACGUGUUCAGCACCUACGUGAGGAGCUACCACCGGGUCGUCGGGCAGCACCUGAAGAAGCUGCAGCUGCAGGUGACGGAGCUGAAGGACCUGUUCGCUCUGCUGGACUGGAUCGUCAACCGCUACAAGAGCGAGAGGAUCAUGGGAAGUCCCUCCCUGCAGCCGGACAUGAAGGACGAGAGCGUCGAUCUGCAGCUGGAGGACGGCCUCCUGAGGCAGCUCAAAGACAAGUUCUGCUGCAGAGUGAAGGACGACAUGAGAGCUUCACUGGAGAGAGUGAUUGAAAUUGAAAACAAGGAAGUCUGGAUGGUCAAAGGGACUCCUGAGAGGGACGACGAACAUCUCCUGACGUCGCACAUCGACAUGGACAUCUGGACGAACAUUAAAGGAAAUGUGGUGAAUUCCCGUCUAAUCGAUGGCGAGCUGGAGCAGAGAGUGAUCUCGUCCUGCCUCCAAGAGCUGAAGCUGUUUCCCGGCAGGUUCGACGCCGAGUUCAGACGCCUGUGCAGCGCUCUCAGACCGCAGCCUCUGUGGACCGAGUAUCACAUAACCUACAUCAACAGCUUCAGCGCUUUACAGCGGCACAUGGAGGGAUACCGGGACGCCUGCCCGGACGAGGUGGAAGCUUUCCAAAAGGAGGCGAAGUGGCUGAUCGUCCGACUCUGUCAGGACCUGGAGGACCAGUUCAAAGAGGAGGUGACGCCGUACAUGAGGAGGAUGAUGACGAGGAAGUGGCUCAGCAACGACGACGACUUUAAGCAGCUUCUCCGUCGGACGGAGCUGCUCUCUCAGCACUGCUCCCUCAUGAGGCCUCCACAUGUCCAGGAGUUUGCGAGCCGGCUUCACCACCACGUGGCGAAGGAAUACGUCGGCCAGCUGAUGAAGAACAACUACUCGUGUAAGAACCGCAAACACGAGAAGGCGGCCGGAAAGAUCCGCAAGCAGUGGAGCGAACUGAGGGAUCUGUUUGUGGAGAUGAAGUCGACUAACGAGUGGCUCCACCCCGUCGGAGACGACCUGAGUGACAUCAUCACGCAGAAGAACAAGGCGGACAUAAAGGAGCACCUGCAGCCGAUCGUGGAGCACUACCCCGACUUCAGUAAUAAACACCUGGUUGCCGUCCUGUAUUUCCGAGGCCUGCUGAGAGGCCGAGAACACCAGCAGAUCCUCCAGAGACUCUCGGAGCUGAAGAAGCUGGCCGACGGCGACAGGAGCCGAGUUUUAUUCGGCGACAUGCAGGUCACCGUCAGCACCGGCUGCCUGUCCAACCUGCCGUUCUGCUGCCUCAGCUUCCUGCUGCCCGACAACUAGAGCGACGUCAGCGGACGCAGAGUUUAACGGUUACGUCUUUUCAAACACAGCUAUCGAAAACUGAAACCAGCUGCAUCUUUUUGUACAGAAUCAAGCCGACUUGUCAUUCUGCCUCCAGAAUAUUACAUGCGAAUGAAGUUUCUUUCUUCUAAGAGCAAAUAUCUGUGCAACGUGUUCGUUAAUGUCUCCUCCAGCAACGUCUGUAAUCACUUAGAAAGCUUUAAUUUGAUGUGACGCACGUUUGUGUGUUACAUGUUAGAGUGUUCACGGCAUUUCUGGGAAGGAAAGAGUAAAAAGGUUGAGAAACCGUCCGUGAGAAACUUUCUGGGAGGACGACAACGAAGCGCUCAGCAGAUGUGAUGAAUAAAAAAGGCCGGUGUUCGCUGCCAGGAGGAUUUCUCAGCAAAGUGGAUUUUGAGAUAUUUUUGUUGGAGCUCGGUUUGAGUUCAAACGGUCGGAUUGGUUAAUAAAA
Molecule: messenger RNA, 3200 nt
Organism: Acanthopagrus latus (yellowfin seabream)
Lineage: Eukaryota; Metazoa; Chordata; Actinopteri; Spariformes; Sparidae
Gene: exoc3l4
Product: exocyst complex component 3-like 4
Exons: 14
Coding region: 362-2728 (788 amino acids)
Biological process (GO): exocytosis; exocyst localization; base-excision repair
Cellular component (GO): exocyst
Molecular function (GO): DNA N-glycosylase activity; zinc ion binding; DNA-(apurinic or apyrimidinic site) endonuclease activity
Source: RefSeq, a predicted model, not a curated record